Molecule: messenger RNA, 1478 nt
Organism: Nematostella vectensis (starlet sea anemone)
Lineage: Eukaryota; Metazoa; Cnidaria; Anthozoa; Actiniaria; Edwardsiidae
Product: peroxisome biogenesis factor 10
Exons: 9
Coding region: 46-1080 (344 amino acids)
Biological process (GO): protein import into peroxisome matrix
Cellular component (GO): peroxisomal membrane
Molecular function (GO): zinc ion binding
Source: RefSeq, a predicted model, not a curated record
GAGCCAACAGACAUUCUGCUGACUGAUGGCUAUCCAACAUGGCGGAUGAGAGAAUGUCUGCUACGCAUUUUUCUUGGGCUUUUCUUGAGCGCCAAGAUUUUUCGAAAUAGUGAAGAAGAAAUAGUAUUUAUAUCAUGCAAAAAUAACUUUUGUUCACCUGUGUUUUUUGAUAUGUUCGCUCGCGCUGGACAGCCAGAGUUAGUACGAGCCAACCAAAAAGAUGUUCAUUACUCCAGCUAUCUCCGUGAAAACAUCGGGCAGGUUUUCAGAAAUUUCAAAGGGGUGCAUUCUUGGAUUAAAUGGAAGAAAGAACUUGAUGUCUUGGCAGAUGUUUGCUACUUUGGGCUAACUACUAUCUGUGGUUUCCAGACACUGGGUGAAGAAUAUUGUAAUAUUGUACAAGUUGAUCAGAGUAAAAGAGCUAUACCUCGCACUACAGCAAGAGCAGUCCAAGUUUUUCUCCAUACCAUCACUCCAUAUCUGCUCAACAAAUUGCUGAUGAGACUAGGGAGCCUUGCACAAUCUCAAGAGCAAUGGCCACCAUUUGCUAGCGAAGGUCUGAGAAUAUGGCUGAAAGACAAUAUUCCUGUCAUCCAGCAGUCUAUCUUAUUUCUUCACAGAGCCCACCUUGCAGUAUUCUACCUUACAGGGGUGUUUUAUCACAUUGCUAAAAGAGUUACUGGAGUGAGCUAUCUUCUUGUUAGGCGGACUCUAAAGGACAGUGCAUCAAGGCCAACUUACAGGCUCCUAGGCUAUCUGUCUGCAGUACAGCUUGCCGUGACUUUGCUCUUUAAGGUUUACCAGAAAUCCAAGGAUUCAAGUGUUGUGGUUCAGUGGGAGCUGUCAGAACUUCCCCGAAAAGAAGAACAACUCUCAGUUGUACCCCAAAGCAUGCCUGGAACUUUAAAGUGCUCGCUCUGCCUGGAAAACGUCAAGCACAUUACCUCAACUUCUUGUGGUCAUCUGUUUUGCUGGCACUGUAUAACUGAAUGGUGUAGUUCUAAGCCUCAGUGCCCUCUCUGCCGUGAACCUCUUCAGAUGUCAAGGCUGGUGUACCUUCAUCACUUUGAGCCAACAUAGAAACAUUGAAAUAGGAAAUUAGAUGUCCUAUACAAUAAUCAUGCCAUUAGCAUGCGCAAAUUAUUGGUGUACAUGUAAAUAGAUGGAUGAGAAGCAGGUCAUAUUCAUAUUCCACAGCCCCCAUGUGGUAAUGGGGGUGUGACAGAGGGCAAGUCCCUCAAAUAAGAUCAUGAGAUGCCCUUCCCCCAAAAAGAAAAAAAAGAAAACAAAAUAUUGUGUUAAAGACAAAGUGAAAAUUGCCAUAGCACUCAUGUGGUAGUAAGGGGAGGGAAGGUAUGACGGAGGAGGGAAAGCCCCUUGAAUAAGACCCCUCGCCCCCCAAAAAUGGAGCAUAGAAAUAGACAUUUGGUAUGCAUUGCAGAUUCUUUAUAAAUGAGUAUUGUUAUUUGACUCAUUAA